Plasmodium fragile is the source of this 2913-nucleotide messenger RNA. RefSeq lists its product as uncharacterized. The record is from RefSeq and is a predicted model, not a curated record. The transcript has a single exon. The coding region runs from base 1 to 2913 and encodes 970 amino acids. Lineage: Eukaryota; Apicomplexa; Aconoidasida; Haemosporida; Plasmodiidae.
AUGGAUCAGCACACCGUCUUGAAGGAGAUAAAACAAAGCAAGAACAACUGUGAGGCCUUCUUUGAGCGGCACUUUAGGGGGUUCCUACCACGUGCGAGAGGGGUCGAAUAUGAGGAGGGGUUCACAACAAAAGAAUCGGAGGAAUUACAAAAAAGAGUCGACUCUUUGUGGGAAGCAGUAAAAGCAGAGAAGGAGUACAUAAAUGGGGAGAUAAACGCCGAGGCAGAAAAGUAUAGAGGGAUGGCGAUGGAAACGAAGACACAUGUGGAAGCUAUGCAGGUUGAAAUGGGGGAACUAUUCAGUAACAUUAACGUGGCAGAUCGGAAGGAGACUGCUGGGGAGAGGGACCUGGAUGGAGGUGUACAAACAGGGGAGGGAAAUAAUUGGAAAAGUGGUACCUCCUUCAGUAGCGAUAGUGAUAGCAGUGGGGAUGCAGAGGUGGGCCGACAGUGUGGGGAAGGCCCCCAUUACGAAACACACGAACUGGAAACUGUCCUGAGGAAAAGUAUCGACGCGAAGAGCAGACUGGAGAAUAUCAAAAGAGGUUUGCUCUUUUUAAAGGCAUUUCCAUCCUUAAAAAAAAACAUGAAUGAAUUAUUUUUAAUUGUAAAAAAUGUACAGCUAGAUAUAAAUGAAAAAAUAAACAAGGCAAUUAUGUUACACUCAAAUAUGCUCUACAUAAAUGAGCAUGAAGAAAUUAUUUCUUAUUUUAAAAUAUAUUUAUCCUCCAUUGAUGUGUGUAUAUAUAGUGCAGAAUUUUUUGAAGAUUUUUUUGCCCUGCUAAACAGCAUCCUGUCAUUUUUUAUAACCGAUAGUGCUUCCCAGGUUGACUUAAACAGAAUAAUACAUAUAUAUGUACAGACGUUCAGUACUUACUUAAAGUUUAUUCACAUGUACAUAUACUCUGAGGGGUACGUGAUUGAGGAAAUUACAAAAAGGAUUGUUCAUUUUAUGGUGGCAAAUUUUAGGAAGACUUUUUUCAAAUUCACACAAUCUGAGUCAGGGACGGCUGUACACAACGCGGUGAUAAACUACUAUGAGUACUUCACGACGUUCAUUGAGGAGCACGAGGAGGCCAUGCGGCGUCUCGUUCAGCAGAUUUGUGCGGAAGUUGCAGAGGAUAGCGGCGAAGGUGGAGAACGCGGCCAGGUUGACCACCACGAGGACGACUUCCUCCUUCGGCUCUACAAGGAGGCCAUCCAGGUGGUAGGUCAUCUCGUGGGCGAGCAGACAAAACAGCUACGCGACGACAAGUCAGGUGCGAGCAAAUGGAAAGGGACAGCAACGCACAAAAUUAUGGACGCACUUAGCGUUAGCAUAAACAUACUCUCCAACUCUCCCUUCCUCAUCGGAAAGAAGAAAAUGUUAAGUAGAAUAAUAAACGAAGCCAUUUUUAUGAGCGAUGAUGUUAUGGCAGAGCAUAUAGUAAACCUGAGUGACGCAUCCCAUUUCGAUAUGCAUUGCUUUGAAGAGAUCAACACAAAAGUGAGCACCUUUGACCGAAAUGAUAUAAUGGCGGAAAAUAAGCUGCACAAUUUUUUUACUGAAUUGGAAGAGGACAUCACCAAAAUAAUUGAAAAAAAAAAAAAAGAAAUGAAUUCAAAAGAGAUAUUCAAUUCUCCAUUUUUUAAAUUCAUUCCAUUUUUUUCAUUCACUUUUAAUCACGACACAGAAUUUCUUUUGCUUUUCAUUAAUGUGUAUAAUUUUGUGUAUGAAAUUAUUUACAACAUGAAGGAUCAAAUACGAAGAAAGGAGGAAAAUGAAAAAAAAAAAAAAAAAAGUUGGACAGGCAUCGAUCAGGAUGAUCAUGACUCUCGCUAUGUGUGCAUGAGACAGGAUUUCGACUCUUCCAAUCAAGUCAUUCAAUAUGUGAAAAGUGCUAUGACCACUUUUAUUCAAAUCCUUAAUACAUUUGUUAAUAUAACUAAAUUGUAUGAGUCUUUUGGGAAAUUCCUUUUCGAAAGAACUUAUGGCCAUUUUACCAGCAAAAGUUUGCUGAACGCCAUUUCCAAAAGUUACCUGAACAGACAGGCGAAGUACCCUAAGGGGGUCGACCUCAACAUUGGCCACGUGCACGAUUAUUUCGAAAAGGGGGACUUUCCCAGGAGGGUUCCCUCCAAAUAUGUCCCCACCGGAGAGUUUUCUGCGGGGGAGGAGCGGCGUGCGAAGCGUCCAGCGGAGCAGCACGUAACAUCGCAAAGGGGGGAAACUUCCUCCCCGGAGGAUGACCCGCCGCGUGAGGUCGAGGUGGAGGUGGAGGCGGAGGAAGAGCUGGACGAGCACGAGUGCGGGAAACACCUACUCAAGUCAUCCCUGUGUAAAUUAAACGAUAUAAAAAAUACCAUUAUAAAAAAUGUUAUUCACUUUGCGUUAAUCCCACUGUACACUUACACAAAUAAAUACACUACAAAAGUGUGUGCCCUUCGGAAGGAAGACAAGGUGAAGACGUUGGAUCCGGACGAAAACAUUUGUUUCAUCGUAGAAAGCAUAUUCUUGUACGUUCAGACAUUCCAUGAGCAUGAAAGUAAAUACUUAACCGAUCUGCUAUUCGAACACCUUGCGGAGAUGUUCCUCUCCUCCGUAGGUAGUAUUCCCCACGUGAAUGAAACUCUCCUGCGGCAGUUGCAGGCAGACACGCAAUACUUCAUUGACGUUUGCAAAAGAUUGAAAGUGAGGAAUUACAAACCUUUUUUUUUGUUCAGCUGCUCGCUUUCUUUUGUUCUCACGAGAGAGAGCAGAGAAGGAAGCCGCGACGAUGCUUCAGAUGUUCGCGCGGAGGUGCAAGCCUACCUGAGCGACUGUGUCAAGCGGGAGGGCCAGGAGCAGGGGAGCGUUCACCCUUUUGGCAUAACGAAUGAUGACGCUGCCACGGUGGACACGCGUGUCACUCGGCUCCUGUCAUGCCUGCAGUGA